AGGUAAGCCAAAGCAUAGUAUAUAUAUAAUCCCUCUCGUCUACUCUACUCUCCUAGUUCCUCCCAUCCCUUUCCGUCCUUCGCUUCCCUACCAUCCUCCGCCGAAACAAACAAGGAUAUGUACUAAGCGGACAAAUCUACUAAAUCCUCAUCAGACGAGGAGUCCAAAUCGUCUUCCACUCUCAUCCGCUUUGACAUGAGGGAGGAAAAAAUUCCCAAUCCACGAAAAGGAAUUAAAGAAGAAACGCAGAGCAAGCCAGUGCCUUCUCUCUCAUCUCCAGCCUCUUGGUCAACAAACUUAGUCUGCGGGCGCGUCCAAAUAGCAAGAAAGACGGCCUUCGAUCGGAGCUAGCUCAUGGUCAUGGGUGUUCUUGAUGGCAUGUUAUUUAUUACCCCUUGAACAUCGAGCGGUAGUACUAGUACUUAAUUUGCGUUCGGUUAGUAUUAACCUAAUGGAUUGUUGGGGGGAAAUAGAAGGUAAAAGAGUCCAUGAUCCCUCCUUCCAUCUCUUUCACCAUAAUCACCAUCAUCAUCCUAGCGAUCCUUAUGGUAAGCUUAUGAAAGCUGCCACGGUUUGCAAGGCCGAGAGGUGUAUUUGGGUCCCGGGACCCGUCAUCGUUGGCGCAGGACCAUCGGGACUCGCCGUGGCUGCAUGCCUCAAGGAGAAGGGAGUCCCCAGCGUGGUCCUCGAUAGGUCUCACUGCAUCGCCUCGCUGUGGCAGCUCAAGACUUACGAUCGCCUCCGCCUCCACCUCCCCAAGCAGUACUGCGAGCUGCCUCUCUUGGCACUCCCUUCAUGCUUCCCCACAUAUCCCUCCAAGGAACAGUUUGUGGCCUACCUCCAGGCUUACGCGAGGCGGUUCGACAUCCGACCCGUGUUCAAUCACAAGGUGGUCAGUGCCGAGUAUGAUGAACGAAUUGGACUGUGGAGGGUGAAGAGCAUGGCAGCCCAGGAUGGAGGAGGAGUGGAGUACGUUAGCCGGUGGCUGGUCGUCGCCACCGGGGAGAAUGCGGAGGCUGUGUUGCCUGCCAUCGACGGCAUGGAGGACUUUAAGGGCACCAUCAUGCACACAAGCUUGUAUAAGAGUGGUGACAUCUUCGAGGGGAAGAAGGUCCUCGUGGUCGGAUGCGGCAAUUCUGGCAUGGAAGUCAGCUUGGACCUCUGCAACCACAAGGCUCGCCCUUAUAUUGUUGUAAGAGAUUCGGUCCACAUUUUGCCCCGGGGAAUACUGGGCCUUUCCACUUUUGGGCUCUCCAUGUGGCUUCUGAAGUGGCUCCCCAUGCGGACGGUCGAUCGCCUUUUGUUGCUUGCCUCUCGGAUCAUGCUUGGUGACACAGCCCGGCUUAGUCUCAGGCGACCCCUCCUUGGCCCCCUCGAGCUCAAGUCACUCUCCGGCAAGACCCCGGUCCUCGAUAUUGGAGCACUAGCUAAGAUCAAGUCCGGUGAUAUCAAGGUUCGCCCUGCAAUAAAGCGAUUGAUGGUACAUGGAGCAGAAUUUGUGGAUGGGAGAUUGGAGGAAUUUGAUGCUAUCAUCCUCGCCACCGGCUACAAAAGCAACGUCCCCUCUUGGCUAAAGGAGAGGGAGUUCUUCUCAGAGAAAGAUGGGCUACCAAGGAAACCAUUCCCCAAUGGUUGGAAGGCGGAGCAAGGCCUCUACGCGGUAGGGCUCACGAGACGGGGGUUGAUGGGGGUGUCGAUGGAUGCGAGGAGGAUAGCCCAUGACAUCGAGCAAAGCUGGAAGGCCGGGGCAACACAACCAAUGACCACCUGAGUCCCUAACGCAAAGCUCAAACUUGACAUCAAGAGGGUACAAAACGUCUCAAAUACUAGUCCACUUGUUCUCUCUCCACCCAAAUAGCAGCUUGAUGAAGAAGAGGGCAUUUCACUAGUAUUUGUAUGUCUUUGUAUACCAUUGCCAUUUUGCUGAUGGGGUUGAUGACUGAGACACUGGGUGGCUGAGCUAUGUUUGACUGUUGCUUGGUUACUUGAGGGGCUGAGUUAGGUGUUGAUGACUAGGAUGAGAAGCAAAUAUGACCCCUUUUUCUGUUCAUGUUAUAGAUUUGAUGAUUUGUUUUGUUUCCCAAUCGCAUACCAGAUAA
This is a messenger RNA of Elaeis guineensis (African oil palm), 2099 nucleotides long. Its product is annotated as indole-3-pyruvate monooxygenase YUCCA2. Gene Ontology annotation, molecular function: N,N-dimethylaniline monooxygenase activity; flavin adenine dinucleotide binding; NADP binding. Gene Ontology annotation, biological process: auxin biosynthetic process. Lineage: Eukaryota; Viridiplantae; Streptophyta; Magnoliopsida; Arecales; Arecaceae. The record is from RefSeq and is a predicted model, not a curated record.